Molecule: messenger RNA, 845 nt
Organism: Nicotiana tabacum (common tobacco)
Lineage: Eukaryota; Viridiplantae; Streptophyta; Magnoliopsida; Solanales; Solanaceae
Source: RefSeq, a predicted model, not a curated record
AGUCCAAAGUCUCAGUUCUGAACUCCAUUUUGGAACUCCUCUCAACACUUCCUUUGAGCCGAACCUCACAAUGGCAAAAGAGCGAACAGAAACUCCGGAAGAGGAAAACGGAGCUCCAUUUAAACGACACAGUCACAAAUCAAAAUCCAAAACGGAGUACGAAUCCGAAUCUGAACCCGAACAAGAACCGAAACGAGAAGCGAAAAAGCACAAGAGAAGUCGAAGUCGAAGUUCGAGGAGAAGAUCACGGGACGAUUCGUCGGAUUCGGAUUCUUCAUCAUCCGGAGAAGAUUCGUAUUCGGACUCCGAAGAUUCUUAUUCAGAUUCAGAUACGGAGUCGGGUAGUUCGGAGUAUUCGGAUGAGUCGGAGGAUGAGAGGAGGCGAAGAAAGAGGAGAGAGAGGAAAAGAAGAGAGGAAAAAGAGAAGGAGAAGAAACGAAAGCUGAGGAAAGAGAAGGAGAAGAAGAGGAAAAGAAAGGAGAAAGAGAAGAAGGAGAGAAAGAAGAAGAAGAAGAAGAAGAAAGAGAAGGGGAAAGUUGGUGCUGUUACGAAUUCAUGGGGCAAAUAUGGAAUUAUCAAGGAAACUGAUAUGUGGUACUGAGAAUAAGUGAGAUUAAGUAUAAGGAAGGUAGAAUUUCUUUUCUUCCCACUUUUUGAAGCUCUUUCAUAAUGAUGAAAAUGGAAGAUGAAGGGAACACUAGCUUUUUCGGUAGUGAGGAUGGGAAAGACAGUUUGAAGAACCACAGUUUAGCAAUUAGCCAUUUCAAUGAUAUCUCACACGCCUCAUUCCGGGUAAAAAACACUCAACUUGCCAUUUCAGCAUCAAGUGCUCAAAAAAUUAAAAU